Molecule: messenger RNA, 3475 nt
Organism: Magallana angulata
Lineage: Eukaryota; Metazoa; Mollusca; Bivalvia; Ostreida; Ostreidae
Product: sodium-dependent dopamine transporter-like
Exons: 16
Coding region: 369-2282 (637 amino acids)
Biological process (GO): dopamine uptake involved in synaptic transmission; sodium ion transmembrane transport
Cellular component (GO): neuronal cell body membrane; neuron projection; presynaptic membrane
Molecular function (GO): dopamine:sodium symporter activity
Source: RefSeq, a predicted model, not a curated record
CUCUUAAUUGUCCGGUGCGACCAAGUUCUUUUUUUUUCUCCCUCUUCUGCCUUCUCUUUUUCCUUGUUAGAUAUGCGUUCAUUUUUUCGCUAAUGUAUUAAGUGGUCACGUGGUGUAGAUCGAUGAUUUGAAUAUGUGCCGUGAGAAAAAAGUUAAAUAUUAAUUCUUUCGGCUGGCACUAUUUUUGCUUGUCUAGUAGUACGCUUUAUUGUAAAAGGAAUUGCAAACGGGUGAAGAGGUCAGGAAGGCGACCGCGGUAUAAGAGAGAGAAUUUGUAAUGCAACCCAGAGCGGUACCAAAGACAUCGACCCGAGGACGCACUCCUGAUAGCUCUAUUUGAUGACCUAUGACUAACGUGACGUAAUAAGAUGGAUUCCAAAGAUUGUGAUGGAGCGUUACUGGACGCCAAACAGAACUCAGAGAGCACGGACAACCACCAUAAAACACAAGACUCCCAGGUAGAGACGAAGGAGGAACAAGAUGGCCACAAGGAGAGGGAGACCUGGGAUACCAAACUGGACUUCCUGUUGUCCGUCAUUGGUUUUGCCGUGGAUCUGGCCAAUGUCUGGAGGUUCCCUUAUCUCUGCUACAGGAAUGGAGGGGGUGCCUUUUUAAUUCCCUACGUCCUGAUGUUGAGUGUGGCUGGGAUCCCGUUGUUCUAUAUGGAACUGGCCCUCGGUCAAUACAACAAAACCGGUGCAAUAACCUGCUGGGGACGGCUCUGUCCGUUAUUUAAGGGGAUCGGAUGGGCCGUAGUCCUGAUUGCGUUUUACACAGACUUUUUCUAUAACGUUGUGAUAGCGUGGUCCAUUCACUUCCUGUUUUCUUCCUUCACGUCUGAGCUUCCGUGGGCCACGUGUGGUCAUGAAUGGAAUACUGAGUAUUGUUACGAAGGCAAGCCCAGUGUGGCCAGUGGCAAUGGUAGCGAGUCCAACAGUACUUUGGAAGGAACUACUUUAUCUAAUCUAGUAUCUACAUUAGUAAAAGACGUCAACAGUACAAAUAGUACUAAUGUAACAGAGGAAGCGAGAAAAAUCUCUCCGGCGGAGGAAUACUUCAACAAUCGAUUCCUGCAGCUUGACAAAAGUGGGGGCAUCUUUGACGUUGGCUCCAUUAACUGGGAGAUCGCACUCUGCUUGUUAGCGGUCUACCUCAUUUGCUACUUCAGCCUCUGGAAGGGGAUAAAGAUGUCAGGAAAAGUCGUGUGGUUUACAGCUUUGUUUCCUUACGUGGUAUUAGCCAUCUUGAUGGUUCGCGGGGCGACGCUAGAGGGCGCUGGCAAAGGGGUCGAGUAUUAUCUCACCCCCAACUUUACCAGGCUAGCCAGUUCUAGUGUGUGGGUAGACGCCGCAACGCAGGUUUUCUUUUCUCUGGGGCCAGGCUUUGGGGUCCUUUUGGCAUUCGCCAGCUACAAUCAAAUCAACAAUAAUGUUUACAGGGAUGCCUUAAUCACUAGCUCCAUUAACUGUAUGACGAGCUUCGUCUCGGGAUUCGUGAUCUUCAUGAUACUUGGACACAUGGCGGAGACGGCCAACUUACCCAUCGAUAAGGUGGCUACAGAAGGUCCGGGUCUCGUUUUCGUUGUGUAUCCUGCUGCCAUAGCAACACUUCCGGCAGCACCCUUUUGGUCCAUCAUAUUUUUCCUGAUGCUUUUGACCUUGGGACUAGACAGUUCGUUUGGCGGGUCGGAAGCCAUCAUCACAGCUAUCUCUGACGAGUUUCCGGUCUUGAGGAAACACCGGGAGCUCUUUGUCGGGGCUCUGUUUGCUUUGUACAUGAUUGUAGGGCUCGCUUUCUGCACACAGGGCGGUGCCUAUGUGGUGUCCCUGAUGGACAGGUAUGCGGCAGGCUAUUCCAUUCUGUUUGCGGUGUUCUUCGAGAGUUUGGUGUUGUCGUGGGCUUACGGCGUUGAGAGAUUUUCAAACGAUAUUCGGACUAUGCUUGGUCACCCAGCAGGAAUUUACUGGAAAAUCUGCUGGAAGUUUGUAGCUCCUUUAUUCAUCCUGUGGAUCAUGAUUUUCGGCCUGGUUCAGUAUACCCCGCACAGUUACGAUGCCUACGUUUACCCGUGGGAGGCCAACUUCAUUGGUUGGUGUGUGGCCCUCUCCUCCGUUCUCUGUAUCCCUCUCUUCGCUGUCAUUGGAUUCAUCAGAGCCAGCGGCACGCCCUCUGAGCGGUUAAGAUUUCUCUUGACCCCGACCAAUGACAAAGCGAUCCAGGCGACGGCAGGAUACCACGUGGUUCGGAUGAACGGUGGAAUGGUAAUCGGAGAGAAGGUGUAGGAAUCUUCCGCAGCCAGUGUGCACUCCAAGUAGCGUGUCCGGAAUUAUCCGUAUGUUCUAUUCUAGUCCGGGGUCUAGUCAUGGGAAGAAUGAUAUGUAUGAAACGAUAGAACUAUCACUUCCGGUUUAAAGACACGAAAUAAUUAAUUCAUUCAUAGGAUGGAGUUGUGUUGUUUAGUUAAUGUAGGGAAACCUUUAUUAUUCUGGAAACUUUUUCCAUAACAGUCUAAGAAACUAUGUUAAGUCUUGAAAGUAGGUAGCAAGACAAACCGUCAGCACAACAGCCAAAUCAUGACCAAUUCACCUUCAUGGUACUUAGUUCGACUCUUUACUGAAACACAGAGAAACUCCUUAGUAUCUGUUUUAUACCUCAUCAGCACUGGCACGAUGUAUAUAUUGGAAGUGCCUUAUUUAUAAAAGAUUGGGAAAAUGUCAUGCACUUACUGAGUUACACAUUUCUUAUAAUAUACCUCAUUGUGGACUCAUUAUUAUAUAAUGGACCAUGUAUGUUCUUCGUUAUGAUUUAUGUAUUGUUAAUGGAAUGGUGCAAUAUUUGCGCGAAUUAUUAGGUUCUUGACGUCACUAGCAGACGACAAAUUGCUAUCGGCGUAGGUUUUCCCUUAACUCAUACAGAAAUACUCAUUGUCCUUCCGUAAUGCCACUUGUUAUUAUAUUUUAAGAAUGGUGGUAAUUCUCCUCAUCACUGUUCUACCGCAGACAUUAGACAAGACUAUACUGGACAGAUUCUUUUUUAUUGUUUGCAUUGUUAUGGAAAUAGAGAGAGUUUGAAAAAGAUUGUAAAGACAGUACCAAAAUGUGGCUAAGGAUAAAGAAACUACCUUCUAUUAAUUUGUUUUUGAGAAAGAAGAUGGUUUUUGAUUCACGAUAAAAGUAGCAACGUAGCUCUGUAUUUUGAAAUUUCUCAUGCAACUGGAAAUUUCAAUACGCACAAUGUUUAUAUAUAGCGUUGCUCUUUUGUCACAGAGUAACUUUGUUUGUAUUGACAAAACUCUGAUGAAAGUAUAUAUUGUCCCGUGUUUUGUACCAAGAUGUCUUAAUAUAAGGACUCGAAUGUUGUGUUAAUUCAUGUAUAGAUGUAUUAGAGGAAGUGUAUUGUGACCUGUGGUAAAGGAUAUAAUUGUUAUUGCAUAAUCUCUUAUAUAUUGUGAAUAUAUCAAUAAAACAAACAAAAA